Molecule: messenger RNA, 1985 nt
Organism: Chiloscyllium plagiosum (whitespotted bambooshark)
Lineage: Eukaryota; Metazoa; Chordata; Chondrichthyes; Orectolobiformes; Hemiscylliidae
Source: RefSeq, a predicted model, not a curated record
GGUUUCUUGGACAGCACCUUCCAAACCCACAAUCUUUACCAUCUAGAAGAACAACGGCAGGAAAUACAUGACAACACUAUCAUUGCCCCUGCAAGACAAAUCCAAUCCUAACAUAGUAUUGUACCUUCAUUCCACUUGUAUCACUGUUCCCUCAAUGCCAAAGUCCUGGCACUCCUCCCCAACAUGACCAACAUCACCACCCCUCCCAGGCAAAGAGUAAUGGGCAAUGAAUGUUGGCCUAGCCAAUGACAUCCAUGGCCUGUGAAUGGAUUUAAAACCCAUGGCUGUUUUGGUUUUGGCCUUAACUUCACCUUACUGAGAGGUCAGUUUUGAGACAAGGCAUGGCAGAUUUAAAAGGGAGAUAGAGAGAAAUUAUUUCUCGCAAAGGGUCAUGAAGCCGUAGAAUUCACCACCCCAGAGAGCGGUGGAUGUUAGGACAUUGAGUACAUUUAAGGAGGAGAUUGUCAGAUUUACUUAGUAAAGGGUUAAAGUGUUAUGGAAAAUGAGCAGGAAAGUGGAGUUGAAGCCGAGAUGAGAUGAGUCUUGAUUAUAUCAAUUGGUGGGGUAGGUUUGAGAGGCUGAAUAGCUUACUCCUGCUCUUCGAUGUUAUGUACUCAGACACCCUCACCCCACAUUCUACCCCCACUUCAAACUCUAAGACUCGCUUGUCGGUCAAAGCUCUGUUUAACUCAGCCUUCAGCAUAAUGAGUGAAGCAGUCUCCAGUGUCUCCUGGGAUGGCUAAUUCCAAAGAUUAAGAGGAAAUUCCAAAAAUUCGUCUUCACUUCAGUCUUAAGUGGGAAUCCCCUUAUUCUAUCACAUUAUACAACCAACAAAGAACAUACCACCUCUCACAGCUUUAUUCAGAUUCACUUGUCACUUUCUCACCUAUUCUCUACAUGUUUGUUUUACCAUGCCUGACGUUAUGUUCUGUACAGGUUUGGUUGUUAUUUUCCCUUUGCCAACAGGUCAAUGGCAGAGCAUAUUUUAUCUACAAUGAUGCCGCCCCAUUCAUGCCUUAUGACAUGCAGCACGGACACACAAAAGGGGUUCUGCUGUUUGACAAAUCCCAGGGGUUUUGGCUGAGUCACAGUGUUCCACAUUUCCCACCCUUUGCCAACAAGCGGUAUUCCUGGCCUUCGACUGGGAAGAUGUUUGGACAGAUCCUUUUCUGUUUCACCUACAAAUACAGACAAGUGAUGGAAAUUGGAAGGCAGUUUUUAUACUUGAACCCACGCAUCUACAACUGGUCUCUCCCUGACACCUUCCUGCCUGAACUUUCAGACCUGCAAAUCGCUGCAAAGGGGGGCAGUGUGUCCAAGUCUCCAUGGAUACGUCACACUGUGCUGACAUCCUCGGCAGGACUCCAGCUUCACAGCUUCACUAAAUUCAAGCGUUUUGGAGAUGAUAUUUACGCAGCCUGGGUUGCUCAGGAUCUGAAGACGGAUUUGUUGGCACAAACUUGGAAUGGCACCAAGUACCAGCUCCCUUCGAACUGCUCCCUCCCCAAACACGUCUAUAAUGUUGCCAGGGUCAAAUUGCCAGGGCCAGCCAGCUUUUACUCGGACGAUGACCACUCCAAAUGGUGUGUGUCACUGCGUUACCAUGAGCAGUGGGUUUGUAUCGGAGAUCUCAAUCGGUCAGUUGGUCAAAUGUGGAGAAGUGGGGGCCUUCUCUGUACACAGCAUCAGAAUAUUUACCAAACUCUGCGGAGGUCGGUCUCCUGGUACGUUAACUGCACAAUCUCUCAGUAGUGGAAUGAGAGGACAGCUGACACCAAGUGAAUCACAGAGCAAACUGGAGGAUCAACAGUUUACAACCUUCUGGGCUCAAUACUGAACUCAAUACAUUCAAAUUGUGAACCCGUUCCUUCCUUUUCUUACAGCUUUACUUGUUAUGUUCUCUGUCACCUUCUCUCCCCACCCCCACCCCUGUGGGACUGUCUGUUCUUUCCAGUCUGACAGUUAGACACACCAUUCUGCCAAUC